CCUACCCUUAAAGGUGCUGCAAGUGCUCAUUAUAUUAGCACCAGACUCUCCCAUUUUGCAAGGCUAAUUUAUCAUCCAGAUGAUGAUGAUUCAUUAGAUUAUUCAAAUGAAGGUGGACAAAAGAUCGAACCAAAAUGGUAUGUUCCUAUCAUACCAAUGGUCCUAGUAAAUGGUGCAAAAGGUAUAGGAGUAGGUUGGAGUACUGACAUUCCAAGUUUUAACCCCAAAGAUAUUAUACAAAAUCUGAAAAGAAUAAUUAAAGGUGAAAUGAUGAUUCCAAUGCAGCCUUGGUAUAAUGGUUUUAAUGGGGAGAUAAAACCAAUUUCUAAUACUAUCAACAAAUGCAAAUCAUUUGGUAUAAUCACUAGAACAUUGUUAAGAUUUGUCUUGGUGGGAUUGAAGUUUGUGAUCAGGUAA
Messenger RNA from Entrophospora candida, 417 nucleotides. Lineage: Eukaryota; Fungi; Glomeromycota; Glomeromycetes; Entrophosporales; Entrophosporaceae. The record is from the annotation of a GenBank genome assembly.